UCGCUGAUGGUAAAUUUUGACAGUUCGGUAAGAUUGAAACAAAACAAGUCUAUAAUCAAAACUCCCACAAGAGGCUGUUAAAAUCCUAAAUAUUGUGUGAUUUGGUACGAUUUAUCAUUGUCCAAGAUGCACGAAGCGUACAUACUGUAUCCGCCGGAGAAGAUUCAGGUUCAAAUUGAAUCGAUGACGGCUUUCGAGAACAAACUGAUCCUCGGAACCCGCCAGGGUCACCUGCUGAUGUACUCGUUCGAGCCGAAUGCGGAAACGAACAAGCUGGAAAUGCAACUGCUGCAGUACGACAAAAACUUCAGCAAGAAGCCCAUCACUCAGAUCGAGGCCAUCCCUGAGUACAAACUGAUCUUCAGCCUGUCGGACAGCGUGGUGAACGUGAACGACUACAGUCGGCAUGGCUUUCCGCUGAUUCACACGGCCCAGAAGACCAAGGGUGCUUCCGUGUUUGCUCUGGAUGUUAUGAAAUCAAAAUCGUUAACGGGUGAAUUGGCGUUGGUUUGCCGUUUGUGUGUAGCAGUCAAGCGUAAGAUUCAAUGCUACUACUGGAAACAUAAUGAACUGAUGGAUUUCGAUAAGAAUAUUGACCUGAAUGAUGUCCCGAAAACGAUCGCUUGGAACAAUAACUUCAUUUGCGUAGGGUUCAAAACAGAGUACGUCAUCUACGAUAUAUCCGGAGAGCCACGUAAAAUUGAUUUGUUUCCGACGAGCUCGUCAAAAUCCAUCGAACCUUGUAUCUCGUUGAUCGAAGAUGGAGUCUUUGCGGUUGCCAAAGACGAGUACCUCGUCACGGUAUACACGGAAAAGUACACAACCGACGGCAAGGACAAGGGAUCCAGCAUGGUGAAACAGGAUGCAUCCCUGCUGACGACCAAGGAUGCACGCAAUUUGAAGUCGUUGAGUUGGAGUGAGCCGUUCCAAGGGCUGGUGUGGGAUGAACCAUUUAUUGUGGGGCUGGUGACGGAUGGCGUGGAGGUGCGCGUUUUCGACAACGUGGAUAUGUCGGAUAAGGGAACGUUGAUACAGACCAUUCCACAGUUGCACAAGGCUCGAUUCUUGGUUCGCGGCAAGCAAGGCCUCUUGUACGCGGCGUCAGUUUCUCAUUUGUGGCGCAUCCAAGCGGUGGAUAUAUCGAAACAACGUGAGCAUUUGCUGCAGGAGGAGAACUUCCACUUGGCACUACAGUUGACGAACAUCUCCGACGAGAGUCCAGAAUUCAAAAUGACCAAAAUCAACGAAAUUCAAACGCGUCACGCCUACAACCUCUUCGUGAACAAAUACUUCCGCGAUUCAAUGAAGGAGUUUUCCAAACUAAACACCGAUCCGAUCGAUGUGAUCAGACUGUUUCCCGAUCUCCUGCCAGACAGUGGCAAAAAUAAGCUCAGUUCGUACUCCAAAAAACCGGCGCCGGUUCUCGACGAGAAGGACAUCGAGAAUGGCCUGUUGGCGUUGAUCGAUUACCUCACCGAAAUUCGGUACAAUCUUCGGCAGGACUUGAUCAACAAAACCGAUUCGAAGCUAUCCGCUGGGAAGAACAUUUCCGCACUGCUAUCGAUCAUCGAUACCACGUUGCUCAAGUGUUACCUGCAGACGAACGAUUCCAUGGUGGCAUCGGUGCUGCGCAUGAACUAUUGCUAUCUGGAGGAAUCGGAACGAGUGCUGAAGAAGUACGACAAGUACGUGGAGUUGAUCAUUCUCUAUCAAACCAAAGGCCAACACAAACGGGCGCUCCAGCUUCUACAGGCUCAAGCUGAAGUGCCAGGGUCGCCGCUCUACGGGCACGAUCGCACCAUUCAGUAUCUGCAACAUCUGGGAAACGAACACAAGUUCUUGAUAUUUGAAUUUGCCGGUUGGGUUCUGGAGAAAUAUCCCGACGAUGGCUUGAAGAUUUUCAUCGAGGAUGUUCCAGAAGUUGAGAGUCUGCCGAGAGCUGAAGUUUUAGAUUUUCUGUUGAAGGAUCACAAGGGACUGGUCAUUCGGUAUUUGGAACACAUAAUAAACGUAUGGAACGAGGAAAAAGCAUUGUUCCACAAUAUUUUGAUUCAACAGUACCGGGAGAAGCUGAUCGCACUGAAGAAUGAUGCCGAUGUUGAAAACGAUGUUCAAAAGAAAACCGCUCGAGAUACCAUCAACAGCAAGUUGCUAACAUUCCUGAAGAAGUCCAAAUACUACCACGCCGAGAAAGUAUUGGGUGAUUUUCCGUACACUGAUCUGUUCGAAGCACGUGCCACCAUCCUGGGGCGCCUAGGAAAGCACGAAAAGGUAUUGGCCAUUUUCGUCCAAAUCCUGGGUGACUUUGAUAAAGCUGUCGAGUAUUGCGAUCAGAUGUACGACGCCGAUGAUCCGAAAAGCUGCGACGUCUACGUUACGCUGAUCAAGACGAUCCUCACACCUCCCACGAAUCCACCGUACAGCGACGUAGAGUUGCACCCGCGGUGUCUCAAACCGGACAUCGACACCGUACUGGCAAUCAUGGAAAUCAACGCCAAAAAGAUCAAUCCGUACGCGGUGUUGCAAAUCCUGCCGGACAACAUUCCGUUGAUGUCGAUCAAAAACUUCCUGGAGAUCGCACUGAACCACCAUCUGGAGAAGAAGCGAAAGACGCAGAUUUUGAAGGGGCUGUGCUAUGCAGAGCAUUUACAGACCCACGAGCAAAAGAUUCACUACGAAUCGAAGCACUUUUUGGUGACGGAACUGAGCGUUUGUCCGGUGUGUAAGAAAAAGUUCAGCUACCAAAGUGCGUUUGUACGGACGCCGGAGGGCAAUAUCGUGCAUUAUUCGUGUCAAGAUAAGAUUUAAGCUGGCUUAGAAACAUAUAUCAAUACUGAAUAAAUACUAAUAUAUCUGA
This is a messenger RNA of Aedes albopictus (Asian tiger mosquito), 2857 nucleotides long. RefSeq names its product vam6/Vps39-like protein (gene Vps39). Gene Ontology annotation, cellular component: cytoplasm; membrane. Gene Ontology annotation, molecular function: protein binding. Lineage: Eukaryota; Metazoa; Arthropoda; Insecta; Diptera; Culicidae. Bases 127 to 2808 code for a protein of 893 amino acids. The transcript has 6 exons. Gene Ontology annotation, biological process: endosomal vesicle fusion; autophagy; intracellular protein transport. The record is from RefSeq and is a predicted model, not a curated record.